AUGAAUCACAGCACCAAGAAUUGCCGUGCUCAUCUCAAAUGCACCUUUUGUGGCUGGAAAGGUCACUCAUUCGAUUACUAUUGCAAGAGAGCGACAACAUUAGAGGCUAAGCAAGGUAGUCUCUCAAAGGGCAACCAGGAGGCAAUGUCCAAUCACGAAGAACUUUCCCUUUUUCAUAGGGGACAAUGUCCAAUUUCCCUUUUUCAUAUGCAUCUAACACAAAGGGGACAAUGUCCAAUCACGAAGAACUUUCAGGACCUGCGCUCAGGGAAGAUGAUUGGGACGGGAUUUGAGCAGGAGGGACUUUACUAUCUCGAUCAAGCAAAGAAAGGAACAUGCAACUCCGUUCAAACUCUAGCCUCUGGUCUUUGGCAUCAAUGCCUCGGAAAUCCUUCAAAGAAAGUUUUUCAAUUAUUUCCCUUUUCCAAAAAUAAAUCUUGUGAUACAGACAAGUGCCUAAUUUGCCCAUUGGCCAAACAAACAAGGUCACCGUUUCCAUUAAGUUCCAUUUCCAGUAAAGUAUGUUUUGAUUUGAUACAUGUUGACAUUUGGGGUGGUUAUAAAAUUGCUUCUCUUUCUGGUGCAAAAUAUUUUCUCACUAUCGUAGAUGAUUUUACUCGGAGUACAUGGGUUUAUUUGAUGAAACAUAAAUCUGAUACAAGGGAUCUUCUAGUUAAAUUCAUUCACAUGGUUGAGGCUCAAUUCAAUUCUAAGGUCAAAAUAGUGCGUAGUGACAAUGGUCUUGAGUUCAAACUUGAAAAUUUUUAUGCCCUUAAAGGCAUUGUUCAUCAAUCUAGUCGCAUCAACACACCACAACAAAAUGGUGUUGCUGAGCACAAACAUAGGCAUUUGCUCAAUGUGGCACGAGCCUUGCUUAUUCAAGCUGGGCUUCUUAGACAGUUUUAG
This is a messenger RNA of Prunus armeniaca (apricot), 906 nucleotides long. Lineage: Eukaryota; Viridiplantae; Streptophyta; Magnoliopsida; Rosales; Rosaceae. The record is from the annotation of a GenBank genome assembly.